Molecule: messenger RNA, 3531 nt
Organism: Caenorhabditis elegans
Lineage: Eukaryota; Metazoa; Nematoda; Chromadorea; Rhabditida; Rhabditidae
Gene: ccr-4
Product: poly(A)-specific ribonuclease
Exons: 5
Coding region: 272-2305 (677 amino acids)
Cellular component (GO): nucleus; cytoplasm
Molecular function (GO): catalytic activity; poly(A)-specific ribonuclease activity
Source: RefSeq, marked reviewed
CCCCUUCGUGUGUUUGUGUCUCUGCAGCAGCCGGCGGCAGAAGCACAUUGCAUGAGUUUUAAACGGGAACAAGGCUCCGCCCUGACUAGCUUCCCAUUUUGAGAGUAUUCCCCCAUUCUGCCUUUCACCAACGUCCUUUUCUUUUUACAUCAUAUAUUCCACCUGCUUUCCCUUUUCUUACUCCAUUUCUCUUUUUUCAUCCUUUAAACGUGCACCAACUCUGGCCAUCCAAACUUACUAUUCGAAAAUGUACUGAAGUUCCCUCUGAAAUAUGGCCGACAGUGGAGACGGCGAAUCGCCAUCGAGAAGAAACUCCAGUGGAAAAAGAUUUGUGAGACGAGCCAGAAGAUGGGCUGAGCUGCUACAAAAACGACAAGGACGUCGAAAUUGUGAGGAGAGCGAAAAUCUAUCAGCUCCGAUAGAUGCAAAUUUUCAACAAGCUCAUAAACAUACAGCAUUCAAUAAUCCAUCGUCGCAUAAUCGAAAUGGAAUCAAGGAUCAGAAGUAUAGACCACCAGAGCCACCGCAUGUUUAUGAUUAUGUUGAAAUGGCUGCUUUAGGAAGUGGUGUGAUGGUUGUAGAUGAUGAUCUUAAUUAUGAAUUUCUGACACAUGAUGAAUCCCGUCAAAAACAACAUUUGGGACACACUCGAAGCUUCCCAAUUACUAUACUUCAAUCAAGAAAACAUGAGAUUUCAUCUGGAUUAUCACCAGCUUACGGAUACAAUACUCAUCAAACUUGCCAACGAACCAUAUCGGAUGCAUACCAUUAUCAGGCUUAUCAUCAACCAUCAUAUUCCAAUCACCACACUUCUUGGUACGAGUAUCAACAACCGUCAAAUGCAUCAUUUAUGAAACCGGUAGACAGUGCUCUCACACUGAUAACCAAUGAUCUCUCUAUGGCAAGUAUCUCGGAAGCAUCUACAACAUCGCCGAGUUCGAUCUCGAAUAAUUCUGAAGAAGAUGUUUCACCACACUUUUUGAAAAUGUCUUCUUCAUUUCCAAAAUCUUCAAGCUUCCCCUAUCGAACAAUGUCUGAGUCCCAAUGUUUUCCAUUCAAUUUUCAUGUUAACACUCAUCCUCCACCGGAACGAAACUGGGUAAUGAUCCGACAUGCAGAUCCGGAACGACCAAUUGCCACAUUCACCGUUCUCUGCUACAAUGUGCUGUGUGACAAGUACGCUACGGUCAAUCAAUAUUCGUACUGUCCUUCCUGGGCUCUCAACUGGGAAUACCGAAAAGGGCUCAUCAUAAAAGAGAUCCGAACCUACGAAGCAGAUGUGAUCACGCUGCAAGAAGUUGAAACGGAACAAUUCCGAACACUUUUCCAACCUGAACUCAAGCAACUUGGUUAUGCUGGCAUCUUUGAAGCCAAAUCGCGUGCCAAGACAAUGGGAGAAGAGGAACGAAAGUAUGUGGAUGGAUGUGCAAUCUUUUGGAAAGUUGACAAGUUUGAUAUGGACAAGCAAUAUCUGUUUGAAUUUUCAAGUGUGGCGAUGAAGAAGGCGUCUACGAGUGAGAAUAUGCUCAAUCGUGUCAUGCCAAGAGAUAAUAUUGGAUUGUGCGCUGUGCUGAAGAUCAAGGAAAGCGUUUACGCUAACAAAUUCCUGGGACGGAUGCAAAUUCCAAUGAAUGACAACGUGGUCGGAAAUCCUCUUGUCGUCGCGACCGCUCAUAUUCAUUGGGAUCCUGAAUUCUGUGAUGUCAAAUUGGUACAAUCAAUGAUGCUUACUCAUGAAGUAUCAAGAGUACUCGAAGAAGUAUCAAAGAAAUAUCAGAUCACGCAACAACAAGUUCCAGUUCUCAUAUGUGGUGAUUUCAAUUCCCUUCCGGAUUCUGGUGUCUUUGAAUAUCUUUCCAAAGGACAAAUAACACGUCGUCAUAUGGAUUUGAAGUCGUUCCGUGAUGAUUCUUGUCUUGAAAAGUUCACCAACUCGACGGACAAGAAUGUGAUCAGUCAUCCCUUGAGGCUUGACUCGGCUUGUGACAUUAAUUCGAUACCAUUCACAAACUACACAUUAGAUUUCAAAGGAAUGAUUGAUUACAUUUUCGCAACACCACAGUCACUCGCGAGACUUGGAAUACUUGGACCAUUUGACCCACAGUGGGUUCAGUCGAAUAAGAUUCUUGGAUUCCCUCAUCCACAUGUAGCAUCUGAUCAUAUUCCAAUUAUGGCUCAAUAUGCAAUCAUACCAACAACACAUCAACGACAGCAACCACUUCAACAGGCUGGUCCUGCAGCUGGUGUAAUUGGAGGAGGAUUUCCAUCAACACCUUCAGGAGCCCAACCAUUCCUGAGGUGCUGACCCCAUCAUCAUCUGCAAUGUUCUUCAAUUCGUGUACAACUGGCUCUCCCUCUCUUCCCUCACCAUUCUGUCUCAUACCUCAAUUUGUGUGCUCUUGUAUCUGCCCCACUCUCUCCCUCUCUUCAUAUAAAAAACUUACGUAGAGUCCUUCGUAAUUACGAUUGAUAACUCGUUUGAAUUGUGAUAUAUUUGAAUUAUGUUCCAUCGCCGCGCAUUUUCAUACUUUUCUUUUGUUCCUACGAGUUCUCCCUCUUCCCUCGAUCCGACCCUUUUAUUUCCCUCACUUCAUUUCUUAUCUGUUAGUUUUUCUUUUUCUCCUUUUGAUCAGUUUUAUUGAGUAUAUUUUGGUAGCCCCUGGGGUGUUCGAUUCUUUUUAUUCCACUCAAAACAUUUUCAUAUUUUUUCCGUUUUUUCGAUUGUCUUCGAUUUCUUCAUGGAAGAGUCUAUUUUUCCAUUCUAUUCCAUUUAGUCCCCCUCUCGUCUCUUUUUCUUCUCUUUGUAGUAGAUCCCCUCUGUUUCGUGACUCGUAUACUGAGGGUUUCACGGCGAAAUGGUCUCGCAACGAUCGGUUACGGUGUAGGUGUGCAGUGUGAGAGGAGGGAGAGAGUGUACGAGAACGUGAGGCGCAGAUUACUUUCAGUUUGAAAAAAAUAAUGAAAUCUCGUUAUUUGUGCAAUUCGAUCUAGCUUUUUGCUCCCGACACGCUUCUUUUCAUUCAUGAAAUGUGUUCGAAAAGAAAUGUCGGAAGCGAUCAGAUCGAACAUGCAAGAUUACUGAGAUUGAAUUUUUUGUAUCGAAUUUUUAAAAAAACUCGAUGAGUUUUCCAGAAGCCGGAGGUAUACGAGAUGCGCGCGAUGCUCGCUGGUCGAGUUUCUCUACCUGACCUCUCCUCUCGUUGUGUGCUAUUUCACCGUCUAUAUUCCAAUAACUACCUACAAUAAUACCUUAUUUCCGUUUCUGGUCCUAUGUAUAGUUAAAGACUUACUUUUUGGCAUUCUUCACCCUCUGCUUCCUUCUCUCUCUCUCACAAACUCUCCCACACUCUCGUCCAAGUUGCGUGUUUCUGCUUUGAAUUCUUUGUUAUCGGUCUCGGAUAUAACGUUUCUCCUAUUGUAUUCAUCAUCUUAAUUUUUAAAACUAUUAGUUAAACAAAAAUAAGAACAAUAUUUCAAAAAUCAACUUUCCCCUUUUGUCUCAUCGAAUGAAACAUUUUUUUCGUCAUGUAA